Molecule: messenger RNA, 297 nt
Organism: Fusarium venenatum
Lineage: Eukaryota; Fungi; Ascomycota; Sordariomycetes; Hypocreales; Nectriaceae
Source: RefSeq, a predicted model, not a curated record
AUGUCCAACCCUGGCGCUGUCAUCGCCGCCCUCGAGUUCUAUCCCUACGAUGCGGAUGGGGGCUUCUUCGACACCUCCGAAGGCAGCAUUGCUUGCCUCAACUGUGUGGUUUUGAGAACUCUGUCACGAAUCGCAACACACACAAAGCACUUGAACACCUCAUUGCCUUUCCAGCCAUGGCGUUGUCGACAGUUAACAGCUAUAACAAUCUGUCGCGAAAGUUCAAGUGGCAUAUCCAGCUUUGGACUUCUGAGUUCACUCAGACAAAAAGAACUGGGACCUCGAUAUGUCCAUUGA